Molecule: messenger RNA, 1740 nt
Organism: Auanema sp. JU1783
Lineage: Eukaryota; Metazoa; Nematoda; Chromadorea; Rhabditida; Rhabditidae
Source: the annotation of a GenBank genome assembly
AUGUCACUUUCUCUUCUCUCUGUUAAUUCGUGUGCUUAUGCUAGUUGUGGUCUUCAUUUUCGAAGUUUAUACGAUCUGAUAGCACAUAUAGAACUCACACAUAUACCACCGUUUGAAGAGGAGAGACAAAAAUGCUCAAGUUCUGGCGAAGAUGGAAGACAUAAUACAGCCCCAAAUUUGCCUUUAAGCGCUUUUCAACGGGUUUUUCCAACUCCUUAUCGACCACAACCGUGUGCGCCUGAAAUUGUGAAAGUGUCAUUCAAUCAUCAUAGGAAACGACCAGCACCUGGAAUGAAAUCAGGUGGAUUUCCGAAAGUCACGGCAGUAAAUCGUAGCACUAAGUCAGUAGAAGAUGAUGUCAUCAGUGAAGCGGGAAAUGAUGACUACGAGGAGAACAGUCAGAACGACACAGAGUUACCGAUCCGAUGUCUUCAUGUGAAUUGUGGGAAAAGAUUCAAAAACAAAAUUGCUUUGAAACAACACAUAAGAACAGCUCAUAAUGCAUCUAGUCAAGAAGACAGCGUCGCCCCGACCACUGAAACCGCAGCACCUCCGGUUCCUUCAGCAACAACAUCGAGUCCAACGAAAUAUGCAGCAGCUCGUCCACAUAAAUGCCAGCAGUGCUCGAAGAGAUACAAAACCACGCAAGGGUUACAAAACCAUCUAACGCAAGCCCACCAUAAGCCUAGUGGAUCAUCUGCCAGCACUGAACCAGCAAGUCCUUCUCCUGCAGUUGUUGCUCAGCUGCUCACCCAAGCGAGAGCUCAUGGGCAACAAACUGCUCAGCAGCAGUUGCAUGUAUCAACGGAGCGUGCGAGUGCUCAGCUUUCCGUGUCUUCACCUUCUUCCUCACCGUCAAGAGGCGGCAAUCUUCCUGUGUCUGUGGCUGGUCCAAAUUCACAAAACUUUUUGCCUCAAAACGCUCCUCUGCCUGUUCGCUCUAUUCAAGUUCAACCUUCACGAGUUAUUUCGCAAUCCUCAGCCCCUUACUCUGGUGGUCAAACAACUGGACAAAUGUUGCAGCAGCAAUUUAAUCAAAGAAGGCAACAGCAUCAACAGCUUCCAUCUCAUGGCUCACAAGCUCAGCAUGUACAACAUUCCCAACACAUGCAACACCAGCAAUCUCAUAGUCAACAACAGUCUCUUCCUCCUCAUUCACAACAACAUCAUCUCCCGAAUCAAUCUCAACACCAGCAUCCUACUUCGACGCAACAGCAAGUCCAUCCUCAUUCUCCGAUGCAACAUUCGAUGGCUGCUCAGCCACAGUCUCAACAUCAAGCGCCAACGCAAUCCCAGCAUCUUCCUCAAUCUGCUGGUCAACAGCAAUCUCAGUUGCAACAUCAUUUACAAGCUGCGCAACCAACAUCUUCACAUAUCUCUUAUAAUGGAGUUCAUACUACUUCGCAGCCUCAGAGCCAACUUCAACAGCAAUUGCAACAGCCUCCUCAACACUUUAUUAAUAAUACUUCAGUUAGUCAUUCAAUGGAUAUGCAUGGGAGCCAAAGUUUGACAGUUCCAUCUAGUCAAGCUCCUAUCUCUCAGAAUAGUUACUCAAUGAAGACUGAUCCGAUGUAUGAGGACGCGGGACACCAACAGAUAAAUUCAACACCCCAUUACUCGGGAGUAGCUCCAAAGCAGUUCAAGAAGUCGCCCAACACGAUGGAAGGACGAUAUAAUCAAGUGGCAAUUAGUGCAACGGCUGAGCCGUUAAAAGAUGCACGUUCUACUGCGAAAGACUAG